ACGAAUGGCGGCCAUAUUGAAAUUUUCGCAGCUGAUUCUUUCUUUCCGGGUCAUUAGUUAGUUCAUGGUCAGAGUGUUGUGCUGCUCUUUUUCCAAAUGGCAGUGACUUUUAAUACAGACCUGGGGGAUUUAAAGAUUGAAUUGUUUUGUGAACGUGCUCCAAAAGCAUGCGAGAAUUUCUUGGCUCUGUGUGCCGGUGGCUUCUACACCGGGUGCAUUUUUCACCGGAACAUCAAAGGCUUCAUGGCUCAGACGGGGGAUCCCACAGGAACUGGAAAGGGUGGAACAAGUAUAUGGGGCCGCAAAUUUGAAGACGAAUUCAGCGAACACCUGAAACAUAACGUCCGUGGUGUGGUCGCCAUGGCGAACAACGGUCCAAACACCAAUGCGUCCCAAUUCUACUUCGCUUACGCCAAGCAGCCCCACUUGGACAUGAAGUACACCGUGUUUGGGAAGAUUAUAGAUGGUUUGGAAACCCUUGACGAAUUGGAGAAACUCCCAGUUAAUGAGAAGACUUUUCGACCCUUGACCGAUUGCCACAUAAAGGAUGUGACCGUCCACGCAAACCCAUUUGCUGCUUAAUUAACUCUUUUUUUUUUUUUAAACAUUUUUUUAUUAUUAUUGCGGACAAUUGAUUAUAUUUUGUAUAAAUGCAUUUUGUAGGAUGUGUGUCUAUGAACAUAAUAAACAUUUUUUCAGAACAUCCA
Messenger RNA from Clupea harengus (Atlantic herring), 707 nucleotides. It is a transcript of the gene ppil3, whose product is annotated as peptidylprolyl isomerase (cyclophilin)-like 3. Gene Ontology annotation, biological process: protein folding; protein peptidyl-prolyl isomerization. The transcript is spliced from 6 exons. Gene Ontology annotation, molecular function: peptidyl-prolyl cis-trans isomerase activity. Bases 97 to 582 code for a protein of 161 amino acids. Gene Ontology annotation, cellular component: catalytic step 2 spliceosome. Lineage: Eukaryota; Metazoa; Chordata; Actinopteri; Clupeiformes; Clupeidae. The record is from RefSeq and is a predicted model, not a curated record.